Messenger RNA from Prorocentrum cordatum, 488 nucleotides. Lineage: Eukaryota; Dinophyceae; Prorocentrales; Prorocentraceae. The record is from the annotation of a GenBank genome assembly.
GAUACUUCAGCCUCGCGGGCGCCUCGCUUGCGGAUUUGGUUGCCCACUCGAACCUGAUGCUGUUCGCCGCUACUUGCAGUGCCAGCCAUUUCGCUUUCUUCUGGAGCAAGAACUUGGCUACUCACGGCGGCGCGCUCAUUUGUCAAGGCGGCCACCCGUUCUGCACAGCUGGGAGCUACAGCAUCAUCGAGGGCGCCCCUGGGAGCAAGGCGUGCUGGACGUGCUCGCCCAGACAAGAGAAAUGUGUCAUCCAGCUCUUCCUCAUCCUCUUCAUCGUCUUCCUCGUCUUCAUCUGGGUCGUCAUCCCCGCCUUCGUGCGAUGUGCCCUGCUCCUCGCCAUCGACGCCAACUGCCAGCGUCAUUGCGGGCGCCUUCGAUCUUGCUGGAAGAUCAUCUUCUUCGCCCACAUCUCCGAGGUCACCGCUGCCAUCCUCAUGCUGCGCACCGUCAGCGCCGUCGUCGACUCCCAUUGCCGCCGCUACGACAGU